CGCUUGCCAGCAGGGGAUCCACCCCCCUCUCCUGGUACUACCGUUGCAUCCUUUUCGACAAACACUGCAGACAUGUGCUACAUUGGAUGUGUCGCCGACCGCUACACCGCCUGCCAGGUCUGUCCCUCGGCCGCCGCUCGCCUGCUGUGUCCCCCCUCCAACUCGAAGUUGAUUGCAGCACAACCUGAUUCUGUACGAGACGAGCGCACGCACCGACUGCGGAGACGAGCACUGCAAGACGUCCGCCGCGCAUAAGCACACCGCGAUCGAGUGCGGGUGUCCCACCGUGCGCCACCGAUCCCCCCCUCUCCGCAGGCUGAAUUGCAGCUGACCUUGUAUUUUGUUUUUUUGGGGGAUCGCAUUCAGUAUCGAAUCCCGCGACCAAGCAUC
Molecule: messenger RNA, 390 nt
Organism: Mycena citricolor
Lineage: Eukaryota; Fungi; Basidiomycota; Agaricomycetes; Agaricales; Mycenaceae
Source: the annotation of a GenBank genome assembly